AUUUCGAUUCCCUGAGACCAAAAACUUGUUUCAGUCUCUCAGCAAACCCUCGGCAUUCAACAAAAACAAUCCGAGCAAAACGGUUCUAAUCCCGACUGAUCUUAAUCACCAGCGAGCCCGCUGCAUUAACAAAUACUGCCACCCCCUCGCUGCGCCGCCAGAACAGGUGUUGUUGCUGUUUCUCACCUGCAGUAGCUGGUAGUCGAUUGUCGAUUGUCGUUUGUGUUCUUCUGCUGCUCAGAAUGUUCGCCAAAGCAGCGCUGCUAAUGGUGCUGCUCUGCGCCGCGAGCGCAGCCACCGCCGCCGACCUGGCGGACAGAUUGCGCGAUGACUCGGAACUCUCGCAGAGCACUGCCAAAUCCUUGAGGCGUCUAAUGCCAGUCAGGUUCUACAGCCUGUUGGAAAGCAAUGCCAUCGCCAACUCGACGCUCUCGCUGCGCAGCUGCACGAUCUUUGUGCCCACCAAUGAAGCCUUCCAGCGCUACAAGAGCAAAACUGCCCAUGUGCUCUACCACAUCACAACUGCGGCGUACAGCCAACAGAAUCUGCCCAACACCAUUUCAUCGGACAUGGACGGCAAUCCGCCACUCUACAUCACAAAGAACUCCAAUGGCGACAUCUUUGUGAACAAUGCCCGGAUCAUUCCCUCGCUGACCGUAGAGACGAACAGCGGUGGAAAGCGCCAGGUCAUGCACAUCAUUGAUGAGGUGCUGGAGCCGCUAACUGCCAAGUCUGGCGACUCGGACCCCAUCAGCAAUCCGGAUGCCCUGAAGUUCCUGCAGCAGGCCGAGCAGCUCAACCUGGACAACUUCAAUGUGCGCACUUAUCGCAACCAAGUGACACUGGCCAAGAAGGAGUCUGUCUUCAAGUCUCCCGGAACGCACACCUUCCUCCUUCCCGUCGACGAGGGCUUCAAGCUCUCGGCUCGCAGCAGCUUGGUGGAUGCUAAGGUCAUCGAUGGCCAUAUGAUUCCAAACACUGUCAUCUUCACUGCCGCCGCUCAGCACGACGAUCCUAAGACUUCCGCCGCAUUUGAGGAUCUCCUCAAGGUUACCGUCAGCUUUUUCAAGCAAAAGAACGGAAAAAUGUACGUCAAGUCCAACACGAUUGUGGGUGAUAGUAAGCACCGGGAGGGAGUCGUCCUGGCCGAGAUCGUCAAGGCCAACAUUCCAGUGCGCAACGGAGUCGUCCAUCUCAUCCACCGCCCGCUGAUGAUCAUCGAUACGACGGUUACCCAAUUCUUGCAGAAAAAUUUUGGGUGUAAUUCGUUCAAGUUCAUGAACGAGAACUCCGAGAAUGGGGCGCUGCGCAAGUUCUACGAAGUAAUCAUGGACAACGGAGGAGCAGUCCUAGACGACAUCAACAACCUAUCCGAGGUGACCAUUCUGGCCCCCAGCAAUGAGGCUUGGAACUCAUCCAAAAUUAACAAUCUUCUGGCAGAUCGCAAAAAGUUGAGGCAAAUCUUGAACAUGCACAUCAUCAAGGACCGCUUGAACGUGGAAAAGAUCCGGCAGAAGAAUGCCAACUUGAUUGCCCAGGUACCCACAGUGAACAACAACACUUUCCUGUACUUCAACGUCCGCGGCGAGGGAUCGGAUGCCGUCAUCACGGUCGAGGGUGGCGGUGUCAAUGCCACCGUUAUCCAAGCUGACGUGGCCCAGACCAAUGGCUAUGUCCACAUCAUCGAUCAUGUUUUGGGUGUGCCAUACACCACUGUACUUGGAAAACUGGAGUCCGAUCCCAUGAUGAGUGACACCUACAAGAUGGGCGAGUUCUCGCACUUUAACGACCAGCUGAACAACACCCAGCGUCUCUUCACCUACUUCGUGCCCCGGGACAAGGGCUGGCAGAAGACCGAGCUGGAUUACCCCUCCGCCCAUAAGAAGCUCUUCAUGCCCGACUUUUCCUAUCAUUCCAAGUCCAUUCUGGAGAGGCACUUGGCCAUUGCAGAUCGCGUUUACACCAUGAAGGAUCUGGUCCAAUACUCACAGGAGAGCGGCAGCGUUAUCCUGCCCACUUUCCGCGACUCGCUAAAAAUUCGCGUGGAGGAGGAGAAUGGACAUCUACAUGAUGAGUAUGCUAGUCACGAAUGGACUGGCUAUGUGAUUACCUGGAACCACAAGAAGAUCAACGUCUACCGGCCGGAUGUGGAGUGCACCAACGGAAUCAUACACGUCAUCGACUAUCCGAUCCUCGAGGAGAAGGACGUGGUCGUCAGCGGAGGUAGCUAUCUGACAGAAUCAACCAUUUGCAUCACCUUGGCCAACCUCAUAAUGAUAACAGUAGCAAAGCUCUUGAACUAAACGCAUCCGAUAUGUAUAAACAAAAACACAAUCCAAAGCAAAAUGCAAAUCAGACACAGAACAUCAACAAAUGAAACAACAGAAACAAAAGACAACAGUCGCCUUCAACUCAAGAAAACAAGCAAGAAAUCUCAAAAUCAGCAUUAGACUAAUGUGACAUCCAAAUGUGGAUGCAUUGAUCAGCACAGCAGCUUGUUGAUAUUGAUCGAGAACCAUGAAAUCUGUAUCUGUAAUAUAUGUGUCACAAGGAACUAUCAUCAUUCCAACAUGCCACGCCCACUCCCACGCCCAUGUACACCCGCCCACACACAACACACAGACUGAAACAUACGCAUGCAGACAUCUGACUGCCGGAUUUGCAUUAGCAUAGACCACGCUUUAGUUUGAAGCUGGUCAGAGUAAUUAAGAUAACGACGAUGAAGAAAUCCCAUUAUUUUUAAGAAUUCGACUCAAUUCCCUUCAAAGGCCUUAUGUAUUAUAUGAAACAUAUAGAACAGUCUGUAAAAGUUUAUAAUUUUAUGUUCAACCUAUACUGGUAGAAUACGUUCAUCAGCUCGCUAAUUUUUAAGUUUGGACCGGCAUUGACCGAAAACCGUCUGCCCUUUGAAAGCACGGAAAACUCCGAUUGUGUUUAUGAUUUUAAGUGUACAUUUUUUUUUAUGUGAAUUGCUUGUUUUAGUUUAUGGUCUAAUUUAUGAUUUAUGAUGUGAGUUAUCUUAAGUAGAAUGCGAAUCUCAUUGUACAUGUCGAAGCAGAAGCAAUAAGCGCAUCUCACACUCUCAUACUCGUUCGCAAACGCCAACGCCUACACUACACUACACAUAACAUUAAAAUUAAAAUAAAAAUUAAAUUUAAAAUUACGAGAACAUCACAAGUACAUACGAACAUGUAAUACGAAACAAAAUCAUUUUAAGAUUCGAAAAGUGUGAAAUUUUAUAAUAAACUGAAAGUUUUUCAUUUGAACCUAAGUAUUAAGCCCCGGCCCCGGUUCCGGCCCCGUCAGCAUCCUUGUCUCCGAAUCUUGAGUGAACAUUGUAAGCUCAGAACUAUAUCAGGGUCAGACAAGAUGGGUGCGGUUUAAUUGAAUUGAAACGCCAUCCUGCACUUAGUUCUUAUUAGCCCGCUAUGCAUGUAAUUCCCCCAAAAAUAAUUCAAACAAAAAUUGAACACACUUGCAUAUACACCCGCGAUUUGGGGCUAGAGUAGCAACUGCAAACUAGGUUAGUCCAAUGCGAAACAACUUUCGAACUACUGCCGUCGACUACAAAUACAAACUAAUGCAUACACAUGAUAUAUCCUGUUACCAAAAUCACUCACAGGACACCACAUGCAUCACUGAAUGGAUUUUGAUAAAUAAAUUUUAACUUGCAUACAGAACAACAAAGCUACAAGAUAUGCUUACAAGACAAGCAAAACGAACUAAAUUCCCCUCGUUGCAUUUUAAACUUUGUAUGUAGAACCAAACUUAGUUUGUAGUCCGAAACUAGAACAACCCCAUUGCUAACUAAAAUACCAAUAUCUCUUUCUAUUUCUCUCUGUCUCUCCCCCAAUCUAAUGCUAUGUACUUUUAGGUUAGACAUUGUAACUAGCGUAUCCAGCCAGAUCGAGCGUUAAGUCGAACACUGAACUAUGUACUAUCCCCUCAAUCCCAAGAAACAUUUAAGAAAACCAAAAACAGAAACUAUCAGCCUACCAGUACACACUAUUCCAACCUAUUACCACCAACAACCACCCCACACCAAGCUCAGUCCCAGUUGUGGCAGUCGCUUCAUGUAGUUGCUAGUUCCCGAUCCGGGCCCUUCCGGCAGUCUUUAUCUUUAGUAGGUGGUUGGGUUUAGUUUCGUUUCGAAUGAGUGCAGUGCAGUGCCGUAGUCGCUAAGAGGAAAUGUAUGAAAAUCUAGAAAUGAAUACGCUAAUGAAAUGUACACGUAAGCUUUAAAGAAUCGUUCCGGAUCGACGAAUAAAGAAAUUAUGAUUAUUUGAAUGUAGAGGGAACCGCAUUGCAAUCGCAAUUUGUGUCGUAGUCAGUAGUUACACGUUAAGCGCCGUCUUAACGUGUAACUAGUGCCUUACUAAAGAUAAACGCAUUACCUUAACCUUUAUACAAAUUUACUCAAAAUAUAUACAUAUACUAAAUGUGUAUGAAAACCAAUAAAAAUUGAAAACUAACGAAAGUGCAAAUGGCAGAAUGUUCAGCAGAAAUAUGAACACGAGUCCAGUGCUUCGGUGGGACAGAUUUGAGAACUGCAUACAACACACCAUACAAUUCAAAAGCAGAAUUAACUCAUAGCUAAACUUAAAGCCAGAGAUUAUAUUUAUAUCGCGCCGUACCCAAAACAUACGUUCCGCUUCGAGAGACAUUAAGAAUUAUAAUAUUACCUAUAAAGGACAUCGCGCCACACGCUAUUUACACCAAAAGACACAAAGAAAUAUUAAGAAACCAUAUUUUUCAUAAAUUUAAUUGUCAGAUAUAUAUAAUGUAAAUGUAGUUUAUUUAAUGUGAACUCCGAAUACCAAGAUUCUCAAAAAUUAAAAACAGAUCACAUAUAUUGAUGUAUAUUUAGCAAUUGAGUUUUGAAACAAUCGUUAGACAUGAUAAAUAUAUAAAGUAUAUAUGAAGAAAUCAAGAAAUAAACUAUUGAAAACUGCAGUGCAAAAUGAUAUUAUUCCAUUUUAUUUUACGACAAGCGCUUUUUACAGAUAAACCAAAUUCAUUUUAAUUACUCGUACUAGAUCAGCAAGAUUAUAUUUAGCAUUAGUUAAACUAAUUAAUACAUGUACUAGAGAACCGAAUGUCAACCAAGAAUCUUCAGCAAGCUUGAGCGAAUAAUAAAACUUAAAAAAUGAA
Messenger RNA from Drosophila ananassae, 5151 nucleotides. RefSeq names its product fasciclin-1 (gene Fas1). The transcript is spliced from 18 exons. Gene Ontology annotation, molecular function: cell adhesion molecule binding. Bases 243 to 2303 code for a protein of 686 amino acids. The record is from RefSeq and is a predicted model, not a curated record. Lineage: Eukaryota; Metazoa; Arthropoda; Insecta; Diptera; Drosophilidae. Gene Ontology annotation, cellular component: extracellular matrix. Gene Ontology annotation, biological process: cell adhesion; extracellular matrix organization.